Messenger RNA from Clarias gariepinus (North African catfish), 4637 nucleotides. RefSeq names its product estrogen receptor 2a (gene esr2a). Lineage: Eukaryota; Metazoa; Chordata; Actinopteri; Siluriformes; Clariidae. Gene Ontology annotation, biological process: estrogen receptor signaling pathway; regulation of DNA-templated transcription; cellular response to estradiol stimulus. Gene Ontology annotation, cellular component: nucleus. The record is from RefSeq and is a predicted model, not a curated record. The coding region runs from base 282 to 2018 and encodes 578 amino acids. The transcript is spliced from 9 exons. Gene Ontology annotation, molecular function: nuclear receptor activity; zinc ion binding; steroid binding.
UAUCCUGAAGAAGGUGCAAUAGUCUGCAUGGAGUCCCUGCAUAUUAAGGCUCAUGAAGACCUGCAAUGAUGACGUGUUAAUUAUGCCCAAAAGUUUUCUCAGUUGUAUCUCGUCAGUUAGGAUUUUGCUCUAGUGAGUGUAAUAUUGGUUGAAUUCCUGAAAUUCUUCAAGAGCAUUUUCGGAAAUCUCGGCGCUACCAUGCCAGUGUACAGUGGCUAACCCUGUGCUUUGACCCCAGCUUUCUGAAUGGUUGGGUUUGAUUUGUUAAUAACGUUUUAGAAAUGUCAGAGUCUUCAGAGAGAGACACCCCACUGCUGCAGCUUCAGGAGGUCGAUUCGAGCCGAACAGGAGGCUGCACUCUUACAUCCAGGAUGAAUUCCUCAUCCUCCUCCCCAACCGUGACGGCGGAGAGCCACCCCAUCUGCAUUCCCUCACCCUAUGCGGACAUCGGGCACGAUUUCACCGCACUGCCUUUCUACAGCUCCGCCCUGCUCGGCUACAGCGGGCCCCCCCUACCUGAUUGUCCCUCGGUGCGUCAGUCACUCAGCCCCACAUUCUUCUGGCCCUCUCAGAGCCACAUGGCACCCCUGACACUGCAUCGUCCACAAUCCCACUGCCAGCAAAACCAGCAGAGCAAUGGCACCUGGCAAGAGCUCACAUCACGGAGUUACACAGCCAGUGACAGCAGCAAACCCAUAGGGAAACGAUCAGUGGAGUGUGAGGAGAGCUUCAGUUCCCCAGAGGGCAAAACAGACAUGCACUUCUGCGCUGUGUGUAGUGACUAUGCCUCUGGCUACCACUAUGGUGUCUGGUCCUGUGAGGGAUGCAAAGCCUUCUUUAAAAGGAGUAUCCAAGGACAUAACGACUACAUCUGUCCUGCAACCAACCAGUGCACCAUAGAUAAGAACCGGCGCAAGAGCUGCCAGGCCUGUCGGCUUCGCAAGUGUUAUGAAGUCGGGAUGAUGAAAUGUGGUAUGCGACGGGACCGUGGUAGCUACAAUCGUGGGGGCUCUCAGCAGAGGAGAAUGGCCCGUUCUCCUGCCAGAGCAGUAACGAGCAGUCAGAGACAACCAGAACGGAAAGUAGCACCAACUGCCAGGGUAAAGGAGGUUUUUACUGCUGCACUGAGCCCAGAGGAGCUGAUAGCCCGCAUCAUGGAUGCAGAGCCCCCAGAAAUCUACCUAAUGAAGGACAUGAAAAAGCCCUUCACUGAAGCCAACGUCAUGAUGUCACUCACCAACUUGGCUGACAAAGAGCUUGUCCAUAUGAUCAGCUGGGCCAAGAAGAUUCCAGGUUUUGUGGAGAUCAGCCUCUAUGACCAAGUGCACCUGUUGGAGUGUUGCUGGUUGGAGGUCCUGAUGUUGGGACUAAUGUGGAGAUCUGUUAAUCAUCCUGGAAAGCUCAUAUUCUCCCCAGAUCUUAUCCUCAGCAGGGAUGAGGGCAGCUGUGUGCAGGGCUUUGUGGAAAUUUUUGACAUGUUGUUGGCGGCCACGUCCCGAUUCAGAGAACUGAAGUUACAGAGAGAGGAGUAUGUUUGUCUCAAGGCCAUGAUCCUCCUCAACUCUAACAUGUGUCUGACUUCAGCCGAGGCAGACGAUGAACCUCAGAGCAGGACCAGACUGAUGCAGCUGCUGGACUCUGUAACGGAUGCCCUGGUCUGGUCCAUCUCGAAGAUGGGCCUGAGCUUUCAGCAGCGCUCCACACGCCUGGCCCACCUUCUCAUGCUGCUCUCACACAUACGUCACGUCAGUAACAAAGGCAUGGACCAUCUGCACUGCAUGAAGUUGAAGAAGGUAGUGCCUCUGUAUGACCUGCUCUUGGAGAUGCUCGAUGCCCACAUCAUGCACAGCUCACGUCUGCCCCACUCCACUGGGGCUGUCACGUCUGACGAGGAACCUGGUGCACCGGAGCCCUACAGCUAUUCAUCUCAGCAGUGGGCACAGUCGGUCAUGGAGGGGGCUGUGGAGUUUAGCCAAAAUGUUCUCAAAAGUGACCUUAGCAUGGUGAAGACAGACUGAAGCAAGAUGUUCUUAACCAGAGCAACCAUAAAGCUCAGGAACAUCAGUCUGGACCUGGAUACUCAAAGAACUGGACCAAAUCAGCUGUAUUAUAAAGCCUUACAGUGUGUAGCUUUGUGAAAAUAAAGGUGUCACAGGUAAACAUCCCUGGAGGUCGUAUUUGUAUGUACUGGUUUUUGCAAAACUCUCUGCAUUUAUUGUAUUUCUUUUUUUUUCCGCCUGAGACUUUUCUUUUUAUAUAUAAGCCAAGAUUUUGUUUCUUGAUAUACUGUUAGAAGACUUUUCCACUGUGAUGAUAAUGUUUAAAUUACAGCUUUAAUGAAAGUGUGACAUGUGUCACUCCUGCACUAUAAAACAUGUAAUGAUAUCCCCUACCAAACAGGAAUUAUGAUAAACACCAUUUUGUGCCUGUACUAAUCAUGCCUUCUGUGCUUGUGCACACAUAUAAUGCCUUUUGUAAGGUGUAAGAUACCUUAUCAAAUGGUAAGAAACAGGGUAACUUAGUCUACGCACAAAAUGCACGUAUAUUUACAAUGAUAUGAGUUAUACCAGCUGACAACAUGCAACAAAAUCGUAAAUGUAUUGUAUAAUAUAACGAAUGUAACAUAGAGAAGAAUGACAAAUUAAAGGAAAAAAACAAAGAUGGCUCUGCCUGGUUUGGUUUGAAGCCAUUUCGCCCCCCAGACAGAAGGGUCAUGGCAAAUAAAUACAAAGUUCUCCUGACUGAGCAGCUCUACCCUAUGACGAAACCGCUGUUCUGAUUGGGGUGGACUCUUUAGGCAUGAAAAUGCUCUGCUUUGCGAUUUUAUUCAUUUUAUUUUGCUUAAUAUUAAUUAUUUAUAUUCAUAUUCAAAAAGCACCAAACUAGCCUUUUCUGGUUACCAAAACCACAAACAUAUAAAAACAUACAUAAAGCUUAUAUGUGUGGAUUUUGAUUUUAGCAGGAGCCUCUGAGACCAUAGGUCAUGUUCAGUUCAGGCAAAACUCCACAUGAAUGACUGACUAUGCAAACCAAGUUUUUACUUUAAUAAAUCGCACCUUUUUGCGAUUGUAGAACCGCACAGGUUCAUAUUGCGAUUACGAAUGCGAUUUUUAUGUGAUUAAUUGUGUAACACUAAUUUACAGGGAACAGGAGUUCAGUGAAUGUCUCAAAAAAAGUAUGAACUCGUGCUUUUUCCUUAACAGUCACCAAAGCUUGUUUCAAUGCUAGCGAUGUUGCAAAUCUUUUAUUUAAAUGUUAGCGGCAAGCACAACAAGCGAGCAAUUUUGCUGACUCUAGAAUUACUAGAAAGAAUUUGAGCGACCCAUUCCAUAUUGAGUCAAAAUCUUUUUUUAAAUGGCCAUCACAAACUUUAAGUUGGUUGUAAUAAAACUGCCCCAGCCCCAGCCAUAAGCGGUUCUUUGCUCCAGCCCAGCAAAGUUUUGGUGCCGCCAUGGAGCCGGUUUUUCUGUCUGAGAGCCGAGCUUUGACCUAGCUCUGGAAGUGCCUUUUUAGAAAAGGGGUAUAAGGGAUUUUGCACAGAUGUGUACCGUUAGACAAAAUUAUGGAAAUCUUUUGGAAGAAUUGUUGACUGUUCUAGUGGCUGGUAGUGAUGUAACCCCUUGGUGAGGCAGUUGUGUUUUCCUUUACUUUGUCAAAUGUCUAUAUGCACUAUAAUGCAAAGAAAAACCCUUAAGGACAGCUGGUUUUACAUUUACCAAUGACCAAACGUACACAGCCAAAAAGACAUGUUCAAGUAGUAAGAAAAGCGCCAACCCUGCUACCAGUGACAUGAUGAAAUGCACUGCCAUAGUUUACAAAAUUACAUUGCACUUGUUGCUGUAUGUGUAAAGCCAGAAUUGUUGAUAGCGGUUUAGUACAUGGCUUCCCAACGCUUAAUCACAGGCAGCUUUUACUCCAAAGCAUCAGCAUUCCAUUAUUUUCCCCAAUUUAAAAAUAUCAGCUGUUGUACACCAAACCACUUUGGCAGACAUUUCCAUAAGAAAAGAAUACAAUUAUUUUGUAAAUUUUUCAAAAUAAAAGUAUGCAGCAAUUUUGAAAGGAUAAGAACAAACUUUUAUAUUCGCCCUAGGAGACUGUGCAACAUUUUGCAACAGUAUCCAAUAGCCUGUUUUUUCCCCUUUAUUUCUCAAUUCUUGCUGCAGCUUUAGGGCUUUUAUUAACAGCAAGAGCUUAUGGAGACAUUUUGAGAAAUUCAUGACAGGUAAAAAUGGCUGUUAUUCUUAGGAUUAAGAUCAUGUUACAACAGUAGCAUUUGAAUGCCUUAGAAUCCAUGAUAGAUAGAUGUGCGAGUUCUUUAUCACAUGCCGUGAUGUAAAACCUGCUUUGAUUUUACUGUAUUAUUUUAAGGCAAAACAUGGAUUUAUUUUUUUUAACUGACCUGGAGAGAUGAUUAUGUAAACUGUUACAGGAUCAGAUAGCAGAUAUGUAUCUUUAUAAGACCCAAAUGAAUAAUGUCUUUUAAUCUACACAGAAAUGUCUGUAAUCUUUAUUUCGAUUUGUAUAUCGUGAAUAUCACACAUUGCCAGUGAAUAGGGAUGUUAUAACUUUUGUUUAGUACCAUCAAUGCGCUGCUAUGUAUCAGUUACAAUCUUGUUAUAAAACAUUCAUGAAAAGGA